Mercenaria mercenaria is the source of this 2402-nucleotide messenger RNA. RefSeq lists its product as uncharacterized. NCBI's taxonomy places the organism in Eukaryota, Metazoa, Mollusca, Bivalvia, Venerida, Veneridae. The transcript has 6 exons. The record is from RefSeq and is a predicted model, not a curated record. Gene Ontology annotation, cellular component: plasma membrane. The coding region runs from base 75 to 1160 and encodes 361 amino acids.
CAUCCGUUGUACCAUCCGUUGCACUAAAACGUCCGUUAUCUACUUGAUAAAGAGCAAGUUUUGAAUCACUUUUGAUGGAGGGCAGUAGAUAUAACUGGAUGUUACUUUUGUUUUUGAUGUUUUUACAAACUUGUUCAGCUGCAAACGAUAACACUGUGCAAGGGUAUCUUGGAUGUUUCGAGGACUCAAGUGACAGACUGCUGAACAAAAGUCUAGAAAGUUCCAAUUCGAAUACCGGUGAAAAGUGCAAACAACGAUGUGAGAGAGAAGGUUUUAGAUAUGCGGGAACUGAGUAUAGGAUCGAGUGUUAUUGUGGCAAUUCAUUCAGUCACAAGACGGAGGUAUCUGGAUGCAACAUGACGUGUCCUGGUAACAGUAUGGAAUAUUGUGGUGGAGAUUGGCGUAUAUCUCUCUACGACAAUUGGAUGUCUGCUACGAGUUCUAUGAGAACGACACAGCAUACGACUUCGACAAGAUCAACAAACAAGGUGACAACAGCAACACACCAUUUGACUACGACAACAUCAGCAAAUAAGGUAUCUACGACAACAACAACAACAACAACAACAACAACAUCAACAACACUGACCACUUCGAUGCAAGUAACGACAGCAGCACUAAUAACGGAAACAGAAUCGAUCUAUAGACAUGGAAUAUCUGCACAAGAAAGUGGAAGUGGAGACAGUUCUCAAGGCACAGUCUAUAUUUCCGUUUCGGCUGUUGCUAUCUUAACACUUAUCGCUAUCGUCACUAUAGCUUGCUGGUGUAAAAGGAGGAGAAGUCACCGUGGAGAUAAAAUAUCAGUGAGUUGUCAGGAUGUGCAAGCAGACGAUACUGCAGAAACACAAAUGUAUGAAAACCAGCAAACUUCAAGACAUGUUGAAAGGUUUGAACCAGGAAAACAGGCGGACUUAAAUAUCACUGAUUACAUUAAUGAAAAUCAGACAAUUGCACAACGACCAGAUCACAACAGACAAAUAUCAGCAAAAUUGUUAAACAAUAUUGUAGAAGACAAUAUAUAUGAGAAUCAAAUAGCUUCUGAUCCAAUCCCAGAACUUGGUAAAAAGCAGCCUGAAAAUAAUUAUGAAGUAUUACAAAGUGAAGGGAAACUGUGCGACGAGUAUCUCACUAUUGAUAAUGUAAAUCAAAUUCAGUAUUAACUCUUAUCAUGCUGGACACUAUUGAUUCUGCCUUCCCGACCAGUGUAGAUCAUGAUCACUAAUGAUCAGCAUGCACAUCCGUGCAGUGUGAUCAUGAUCUACACUGUUCGCCAUCCGGUCAAUAUCGUUUGGUAUGCGCCCCUUUUAACAGUUAAUGGUACUGUCCAAAUUGAAAGGUGAAUAAGUUCAUUAUAAAUAUUUAGUAGGGUAAGGGUUAAUAAACCCAUUCUAUAGAAGGUUCACAUGUUCGUUGACAGUGAAAAUUACCAUUUUGUUUACAUAAAUAGAUAUUACACUGUAAGAUAACUUUAAAUUGCACAACUAUGUAUGGACAAGAUCACUCAUAAACUUUUUUUCGAACAGGUCAGAUAUAAAUAGUUUGCAUGUUAUCUAAGGUGGCAUUUUGCUGCCACGAGAUAGGUAAGAAGCUGUCACGAUAACCGUGUAAGCUUCCCGACAAAUGAGUUCAUUUUUCUGAAAACCUUUAAGAAAAAUGUAAAAUUUUCUAGAUAUUCUGUUUAUUUCCUGAAAAUAUUUAGCGUAAAAGUUCGCUUUAGUGCUUGAAACUGCCACGAGAUACUUGGUAGCUAUCACGAAGAUAUUCUAAACUUUCCGAAAAAGGUGUAAAUGUUUGCAAUAAUUUAUUUUUUCUAUAUAUGCUUUUAGGCUAUUGAGAUAAAGUGUUCAGAAAACUUCGCUUUAUCAAGAUAAUAUUUUCCAAGCUAUCUCGUGGCAGAAAUAUGCCACCAUACGAAACCUUGAAAGAAAUGACUGCUUUCAUGAAUUUUUUUUUAUAUAUUCACAAAAAAAUCCAGAAAAGUUCUGAAUUUCAAUUGUAGAAAGAAUCCAUUUUUAUUUUCGCAAGAACUUUUAUUUUCAUGAUCACAUUUAACUUUCUCGAAGGACUGAUAACACCAAAUUAUUGCUUUUUUUAUUGAAAUAAGAUCUAGAAUAUUGCCAUUGUGAAUUUCCACGUUUUAGUUUUAUUCAUUGAGAAAAUGUCUACAUACGAGUAAUUGUUAAAAGGUAAUUUUCAUGGGAUCAUUUUUAGAGGGUGAUGCUUUUCGGAACAGAUUAUUUUUCUUAUAUGUAACAUAACAUCUCAAUAUUUAUUUUUUAUUUUGGUAAGAAGACAUGUUACACUAAAUGACUAUAUGAUUGUUGAAUCAUUGAAAUGCUCUAAAGUACUAGAAAUGAGGUAUCAAGUUUUCAUUAUUUAUUUGAAAUAAAGAAGGAACUGAA